AUGGCCAAGAGAUCUCCUGCGCCCCUGUACCCCCAGACCCAUGAGCGCACUCCGGGUCCAAGGGGUCAGGAUACCAGAGGCAACAAUGAACUGUUCCUAAAGGAGGUCUUCAAUACUACCAAUAAGUACAGGGCAAUGCAUGGCUGUCCGGCCUUAACCAUUAAUGCUGAGCUGAAUAAACUGGCCCAAGAAUGGGCUAAUCACCUUCGGGAUAAGAACAUAAUGGCACAUCGACCCAAUCCCCGGUAUGGCGAAAACAUUUUCCUUUCCGGCGGAAUGGAUGUGUCCGGAGAUUUACCAGUGGAAAUGUGGUAUCGGGAGAUGCAAAGCUAUGACUUUGCCAAGGGACAAUUUGCUCCCACUGCUGGACAUUUUACGCAGCUGAUCUGGAAGGCCUCCAAAGAGAUGGGUUCAGGUGUGCCCAGAAAGUGA
Messenger RNA from Drosophila eugracilis, 432 nucleotides. RefSeq names its product Golgi-associated plant pathogenesis-related protein 1-like. Lineage: Eukaryota; Metazoa; Arthropoda; Insecta; Diptera; Drosophilidae. Gene Ontology annotation, cellular component: extracellular region. The record is from RefSeq and is a predicted model, not a curated record.